Messenger RNA from Odocoileus virginianus texanus, 752 nucleotides. The record is from RefSeq and is a predicted model, not a curated record. Lineage: Eukaryota; Metazoa; Chordata; Mammalia; Artiodactyla; Cervidae.
GGACCAGUGUUUUGAACCAUUUCUGCUCUCAGUUUUUUAUGGUCAGGGAAUUGAGGGGUGAAGAUGACAGCCUUAGUUCUGGACACACAGGAGAUGUACUGAAGGCAGAGCUUCCAAAUGGAGAUUUCCUUGACCAACUAGAAGUACACAGCGGGGACUGCAGAUGCGUCCCCUCUCCACAUCUCGUUUCAGCCCUCGCUGUCUGUCCUGAGAACCUCCGGGCGCUCACGUGUGUGCAACCUCAGUGUACUCAAGAGCUGGUCUCAAGGGACAACUCUGGUCAGUGAAGGAUGGGAGUGGAUACAAAUGCUGCCCUCUUCUCCAGGUCAGCUGAAGGGCCCAGGCUCUGCACCCCAGUGAGGAGGCUGUGGCAUCAGCUGGUUCCAGGUGAUUCAAGCUCUAGCCAGGAUGAUCGAGGUUGGCUGCAACGACCAUCUGGGGAAGAAGGUCUGCCUUAAAUGCAGGGCUGCUGACACCAGCAGGAAUCUCAAGAAGCCGAUCACAGCCCAACCUGGCACCCACUGGAACAAGCUCAUUCUGAAGAAGUGGUUCAUGAUUUUCAAGGACUGUGUGUCUCUGAGGGACUAUGGGAUCCAUGAUGGAAUGAACUUGGGAGUUUUAUUACCAGUUGGGCAGAAUUCUUCCUCCCUGCCCCUUCCUCUUCUCCCUCUUUCAACUCCCACACUAGUAUGAAUGUUUGUGUUGGAAAACUCAUGCUAAUAAAAACUUAGAGGCUGGACUUCCCUGGUGGU